Nannizzia gypsea CBS 118893 is the source of this 660-nucleotide messenger RNA. RefSeq names its product peptidyl-prolyl cis-trans isomerase ssp1. Gene Ontology annotation, molecular function: peptidyl-prolyl cis-trans isomerase activity; protein binding. The record is from RefSeq and is a predicted model, not a curated record. Gene Ontology annotation, cellular component: cytosol; nucleus. The coding region runs from base 1 to 660 and encodes 219 amino acids. The transcript has 4 exons. NCBI's taxonomy places the organism in Eukaryota, Fungi, Ascomycota, Eurotiomycetes, Onygenales, Arthrodermataceae.
AUGCUGACUCAGCAGUCCCCCGCAUUUAUCUUCGCCGCAAAAGACUCGACGAAGCCGAAAUCAAAACAACAAGAAAACAUCGAGAGACAAGACGAACAUAGACGGAUAGAAAGCAUGACGGAACAGGCUGAUACAGGACUCCCCUCUGGCUGGGAGGUACGGCACUCGAACUCCAAGAACCUGCCAUACUACUUCAACGCGAUCUCAAAGGAGUCACGAUGGGAGCCACCCGCGAACACCGACACGGAUAAGCUGAAGGUCUACAUGGCUGCCCACCACAGUGUACCGGCAGGCGAUCGUCACGGAGCCAGCGGUCAGGGCGAAGGCAAGAUCCGAGCGAGCCAUCUGCUUAUCAAGCACAACGAAAGCAGACGACCAAGCAGCUGGAGAGAGUCGGAGAUCACACGCUCGAAGAGCGAGGCCAUUGAGAUACUGCGUAGCCACAAGCAGCGUAUUGAGGCCGGUGAGGCCUCGCUGGGUGAUAUUGCAACCUCGGAGUCCGACUGCAGCAGUGCAAGAAAGCGGGGUGAUCUGGGAUUCUUUGGCCGAGGAGAGAUGCAGGCUGAGUUUGAGCAGGCUGCAUUUGCACUAAAAGUUGGCGAAGUCAGUGAUAUCGUGGAGACGGCCUCGGGCGUUCAUUUGAUUGAACGCGUCCAAUGA